Molecule: messenger RNA, 1671 nt
Organism: Truncatella angustata
Lineage: Eukaryota; Fungi; Ascomycota; Sordariomycetes; Amphisphaeriales; Sporocadaceae
Product: general substrate transporter
Exons: 6
Coding region: 1-1671 (556 amino acids)
Biological process (GO): transmembrane transport; carbohydrate transport
Cellular component (GO): membrane
Molecular function (GO): carbohydrate:proton symporter activity
Source: RefSeq, a predicted model, not a curated record
AUGUCUAAGGACGACCCAGAGGCAUCCAGGCAAGUAGCCUCGAGAGUCUGCUCCGUGGUGGGUGAAAAGCAUGCCGUCGAGGAGACCAACACAGCCCUGAACAACGAACGAAAGAUGGGUGUGAUCCAGUCACUCCUAUUCUGGAGAAAGGCUGUUGCUUUCUCCUUCUUCAUCUCACUGGCUGUCAUCAUGGAAGGUUACGAUACUUCUCUCAUGAACAACUUCUUCCCUUUUCCUGCCUUCAAGAACAAAUUCGGUGACGAAAUUGAUCCUGAUGGUGGAAUGCUCGUGUCUUCCAAGUGGCAGACAAUCAUCCUGAAUGGUACACAGAUUGGCUGUAUCAUCGGGCUGGUCAUUAACGGAUACAUAUCCGAGUGGCUAGGAUACAAGAAGACGAUGGUAGUCACAAUGUUUGCCAUGGUCGCCGCUGUGUUCAUCCCGUUCUUCUCCACCAGUCUGGGUAUGUACCUCGCAGGUGGCAUCAUACAAGGUCUCCCUUGGGGUGUCUUCCAGACACUUGCGGUUUCUUAUGCUGCAGAUUUGUGUCCAACACAUCUUCGAGGUAAUGCAAUGGCAUACAUGACAUCGUGGGUCAACCUGUGUUGGGUAGUUGGCGGAUUGUUAUCUACCGGCAUACUCCGUGGGCUGCUCAACAUUGACAGCGAAUGGGGUUAUCGAAUUCCGUUUGCGCUCCAGUGGCUGUGGCCUAUUCCUAUCACUGUCGCAACCCUCUUGUGCCCUGAAUCUCCAUGGUGGCUUGUGCGAAAGGGACGCAUCAACGAGGCCAGAACUGCGAUUCGCCAACUUACCAGCCCUAUGCCUGGUAUAGACUUCGAUGUCGACGCGCACGUCGGGAUGAUGGUCACCACGGACCAGUUCGAAAGACAAGCACAAUCGGGGACAAACUACUGGCAUUGUUUUCAGGGUAGUGACCGACGCCGAACAGAAAUAUCUGCUAUGGUUUGUAUUACUCAAGCAUUUUGCGGUGUUCCUUUCAUGGCUUACGGCGUCCAAUUUAUGGAAAGAGCUGGCCUUGGCACAAAUGCUGCAUUUGACCUCAACGUGGUCCAGAGUUGCGUCGGAUUCAUAGGUUGCAUAAUUGCCUGGUGGGCGAUGACAUACUUCGGCCGAAGGCUUCUCUACUUGGCAGGUCUUUCGUCCAUGCUCGUCAUUCUUAUAAUCAUCGGUUUCCUAGGCUUAGCUGCUGAGGCAAACUCGGGGGUGAGCUGGGCCGUAGGCGCUUUGAUCAUAUUCAUGCUUUUCCUUUUUCAGAUGUCCCUGGGACCUACCUGCUACACCAUCUUCGCCGAAAUUCCCAGCACCCAGCUGCGUAUAAAAACGGUGGUCCUCGCCCGAGCGAGCUAUAACAGUGCUGUAUUUAUCAACAAUGCCAUCAUGCCGAAGAUUGUUGGUAAGAAUGAUUGGAACUGGGGAGCGAAGGGUGGCUUUUUCUGGGCGGGCAUUGACUUGUUGUUCCUGGUGUGGACCUGGUUCCGACUGCCUGAAUCCAAAGGACUAACAUAUACUGAACUAGAUCUGUUGUUCGAGCACGAAGUUGCCACCCGUCAAUUUAGUCAGGCAAAGGCUGAUUCCCUGAAGUCAGUAUUGAUAGGGGUUGCAGAUCAGCAGGAGAAGAAAUUGGACUUUCAACUGGUAGAGGUCAAGAUUUGA